Messenger RNA from Penaeus monodon (black tiger shrimp), 1138 nucleotides. RefSeq lists its product as uncharacterized. Bases 294 to 848 code for a protein of 184 amino acids. The record is from RefSeq and is a predicted model, not a curated record. The transcript has 2 exons. Lineage: Eukaryota; Metazoa; Arthropoda; Malacostraca; Decapoda; Penaeidae.
GAGAGAGAGCAAGUAUUUCGAAUGUUCACAUAAACACGACGAAAUUCUGUGUUUAUGUAAACAUAUCAAAAUUCACCCCGGUUGGCCGACACGAAGCGCAAACGUUCUUCGGAGGCGAAUGCGCAUCGAAGCUGUUUCCUCCCCUGCCAGUUUGAUUGGGUUGGUGGUCGCGACAACACAACACUGGUUGAGAGAGUCCACGAUCUCCAUCGCUCAAAAAGGAUAUAAAGAAAAAAAGAGAAGACGACAUAGGAAACAAAUAAAACGGCACAUUAGUCCUUUGCCGUACAAUAAUGGUAGCACCAGUCGACGUAGGUAAGAACGUAAGAUCCCUCGUACGGGUACCGGGAAGCGGUCGGGGAAAGCAAGACUUUUCUACAGUCCUGAUGGACUUCACCCACGUUUCCACAUUGGCUGCCAUGUCCCCAGUGCCCACCGAUCUUCCUGCUGCCAUAGCUGCGGGCAAUUCGGAAAGAAAUCUUGCCGAGUUCAAGAUAAAAGGGAUGGACUCUCCUGCGAUCUCUCGACAGAAUCUGCAGCCUUCUGUUCCUCCGACAGGGAACACGGAAAGCGCAUCGAGCGCGAGUCCUCUAGUUGGCAGGAUCCAGCCUAGGCUUUACGUCGUCAAGAGAGUGCAUCCCAUGGCGGCGCAGAGGCCAUUUGAACGCCCUGUCACCAAAACAGUCAGGGUAAACACUUCUACAAGAACUGUCUUUGUCAUGCUUCCUUCAAGAAGCAAUAAUGGCCAUGUACAACUACGGGCGGAGUCGGUAACACGGAUAGCUGUCGUUACCGGCAGUAUCAGGAGCCAGUCCAAUGCACAGACACUCAACGGAAAAGGGCAAUAAGCUGCCUGUUUUUUUUUGGAUAUUGUUUUGAGUGCGGCUAUUGCCAUAUAUAUAAUUGUGUGUGUGAGUAGUGCUCUUCCGUGGGUUAUCUACCACGGUGUCACACUUUAGAUUGCUAGAUCGUUCUUUUAAUUCCAUUCGCAGGAAUGUUAUAACUCUUUCAUUCUUGUACAAUUUUGCAAUUUUGUUUACUCUUGAAUUGUAUUGCAAAUUUUGGAAAACGAUUCGUCUUUUUGUGACGUCACGAAUCAAUAAUAUCCUACAUGUAACAAUAAAAAAUGUAAACUAGA